Oncorhynchus masou masou (cherry salmon) is the source of this 1234-nucleotide messenger RNA. Its product is annotated as ELKS/Rab6-interacting/CAST family member 1-like. The record is from RefSeq and is a predicted model, not a curated record. Gene Ontology annotation, molecular function: structural constituent of presynaptic active zone. The coding region runs from base 1 to 663 and encodes 220 amino acids. Lineage: Eukaryota; Metazoa; Chordata; Actinopteri; Salmoniformes; Salmonidae. The transcript is spliced from 5 exons. Gene Ontology annotation, biological process: maintenance of presynaptic active zone structure; neuromuscular synaptic transmission; regulation of synaptic plasticity. Gene Ontology annotation, cellular component: cytoskeleton of presynaptic active zone.
AUGUACCUGACCAUUAACCAGUGUUCAGACCAGGUGGACAGUAUAUUGAAACGAUGUUCAGACUUCAAGCCCCAGUGUUCAGGUGGACAACAGGAGGCGCUGUUAGCAGCCAUCAGUGAGAAGGAUGCCAACAUCGCCCUGCUGGAGCUGUCCUCGUCCAAGAAGAAGAAGACGCAGGACGAGGUGGCCAUGCUGAAGAGAGAGAAGGACAGCCUGGUACAACAGCUCAAACAACAGACCCAGAACCGUAUGAAGCUGAUGGCCGACAACUAUGAGGCUGAGCAUCUGAAGGCCUCCUCACGUUCUGAGCAGACCAAUCACAAACCCUCCCCAGACCAGAUCAUCCCUCCUCUCCUGGACCUGAACCAGAACCGCAGUAAGCUGAAGAUGUAUAUUGGUCACCUGAGAGACCUGUGUCAGGAGAGAGACCCCCAGAUCCUGCAGGACCUGACACCUCCCUCCUCCUACCACAGCUCUCAACACACCGCCUGGGAGACACAGCUACACAACAUGACCCCAGAGCAGUUGGAGUCGGAGCUGGCGGUGUGUGAGAGGGAGAGUGCAGAGCUCCAGGAGCAUGCUAACUGUGUCCUGCAGCAGAUCGCUGACCACUGCCCCGACAUCCUGGAGCAGGUGGUCAACGCCCUGGAAGAGUCCUGCUGACCUGUCAAUGUCCCCGCCAACCACACUCUCACAACGCGUCGAGAGAGAGAGAGAUGCCUUUAUAUUCGCGGUCCUUCAUUUCCUGCCUUACCUGUUCUCCUAAUAUCUCUUUGGGGAUUUGUUACUGAUUUAUUAACAAUGAUUUGUCAGAUUGGUGCAACAAUCCUCUAAAUCUAAAAAUGUUUGUGGUGAGAAGGCCUUCUUGAACCGUUCAUGACGUUGAACCCUGUCUUUUUCUUAGACCUGACCACAAAACCUGUCCGUUACUAAGGUGUGGUCAACCAUGUUAUAUUAGUGUUACUCACAUACAGUUACUGCUUAGUUAUUACACAGUUACAGCUUAGUUACCACACAGUUACUGCUUAUUUACUGCUUAGUUACCACACAGUUACUGCUUAGUUACCAUACAGUUACUGCUUAGUUACUACACAGUUACUGCUUAGUCACUACACAGUUACUGCUUAGUUACUACACAGUUACUGCUUAGUUACUACACAGUUACUGCUUAGUUACUACACAGUUACUACUUAGUUACUACACAGUUACUGCUUAGUUACUACACAGUUAUUGC